Anopheles stephensi (Asian malaria mosquito) is the source of this 2925-nucleotide messenger RNA. RefSeq names its product facilitated trehalose transporter Tret1-2 homolog. Bases 841 to 2625 code for a protein of 594 amino acids. Lineage: Eukaryota; Metazoa; Arthropoda; Insecta; Diptera; Culicidae. Gene Ontology annotation, molecular function: transmembrane transporter activity. The transcript has 4 exons. Gene Ontology annotation, biological process: transmembrane transport. Gene Ontology annotation, cellular component: membrane. The record is from RefSeq and is a predicted model, not a curated record.
ACGUUUAAAUUUUGAUUGAAAUAUUCAUAAAUACAAGCCACUGAAUUACCUGAAAUCGAAAGGUGUGGGAAAAAAGGCGCGUAGGAAGUAAAUACCGAUUUGAAUUUGAACAAAAAUAGCAAAAGCACAUAUUAGCGGCUGCUAAAAUAGCGGCUAAACGUGGAAAACGGCCGCCUUGCCAAGAGAAGCGGCUAAAAACCGACUGUAAACAAACGAACUGUCAAAGUGAGUUGAUUUACGAUUUUGCGGGGAAAAUGGGUCGGUUUUGUUUGGAUAAAUUUGCACAAGGCUGUUUUUACGAUUAAAAAGUGAUAAAUAGAGCGUUUUCAUGUGUUCUGCAAAAAUUAAUAAGUGCGCAGAGUCCUUCCUUGUGAUGCAGAUUGAAUUAACCCGAAAACCGAUUAAUAACUGUUAACUUAUUUGGAUCUGCUAUCAUUCGUUUGCUGAAGAUUAUCUUCUAAAAGCAACAGUUAUUUAACCAAACAUCGGAUUGCUCCAAACUCCAAACGGUCGCGUCAUCGAUCCGACCGGCUUGAAACAAGUGCGCGCGUGCUGGUCGUUGUUGUCCCGGUUUAUUAACAAACGCUCGCUGAUGUUGUUACUGUGCGCGUCGUUCCCCGUGGCUGUGACGACGGUGUAAAGUAUGCGGCAAGCGUGAGGAAAGCUUCAGUCAUUCGGUUACGGUCGAACGGGUCGUGCAGGUUCACAGUACGCGCGCGAUCUCCGGGAAGCUUUUCCUCUCGUCUUACGGAGAAGAAGCUAAUCUGAGCAUCUGGUGGAAGAAAGUAGCGUGUCCGUGAUUGUGUUAAUGCAGUUUAAAUUGCCGCCAACGGACCAGCAAUGAAGAUAACAGAAAGCUACGGAGCUCAGGAUCGCUGGGUGGCGGACGGAACAUGCGCGGAAAAGGAGCUUUAUCUACCGAAUGAUUUGAUACGCACCGGCAACGAACAGGAUUCCAGCGAAACCGGUCCCAUACUACUAGCCCGGCACGAUAAAAUCAAAGUGAAAGAAUCGACGGAAGAGAGAGAAGCGAUAAAACACAGCGAACCGCAUUACACAGAUAGCAAACAGCAAACGCUGGCGGAGGCUGUAACCGUGUCCACCACGAAAGGGGUUUUCCAUCAGCUGCUGCUCACCUCCGCUGUGCUACUACUGGCCGCUGCCUGUGGCAUGCCAAUCGGGUACUCCGCUGUCCUAUUACCACAGCUCUACGAUGUUAACGAAACUCUUAACAUCGAUAUUGAGAUGGGUUCGUGGAUCGGUAAGUUCCCUGAGGGUCACCAGAACACUGUGCGGCUGAAGCAUUUACCAUGUUCCGCUCCUUUUAUCCUUUUAGCGAGCGUACACAGUCUAGCGACUCCAAUCGGAUCGUUUGCCUCAGGCCCUAUAAUGGACCGUUGGGGUCGUCGUCCAGCUCUGUUGCUAGCCAUCGUGCCACUGUUCAGUGGUUGGGUGCUACUCGCCACAGCUUCCUCCCACUUUCUUCUCCUGCUCGGGCGUGUAGUGGCAGGAAUCUCUGUAGGAUUAAUAGCUGCACCGGCACAAAUUCUGCUGGCAGAAAUAGCGGAACCACGCUUGCGUGGUCUUCUCAUCGGUGCCCCGUUUGUGUCCUACUCGCUCGGCAUUCUGCUCGUGUACGCACUCGGCAGUCAGUUCCACUGGCGUGAAGUGGCCUGGGGCGGUACCGUUCUUCCGCUCCUGUCCUUCAUUGCCCUCUUCUUUGCACCAGAAUCUCCCGUAUGGCUAGCCCGCAACGAUCAACCCGAGCGUGCCUCGAAAGCGCUGACCUGGCUCCGGGGCUGUCCGAUACAGGCCAAACAGGAGCUACACAAGCUCACGGAACGUUUCGAGGAAGAACAGCAGCAAAACAAUGGCCGUCCGCAGCGAUUUUGGAAAUCGCUCGGCGAGCUGGCCAUCAUUAAACCGCUCAUCAUUAUCAACGCGUUCCAUGUGCUGCAGAUUCUUUCCGGGACGUACCUCGUGGUGUUCUACGCGGUGGACAUCAUCUCCGAUUUGGGCGGCAGUGAUAUAAACUCGAUUCAGGCGGCAGUGCUUACGGCGAUCGUGCGACUGGCGUUCACAUUCCUGUACUGCUUCCUGCUGCUGAUGAUGCCACGCCGGUUGAUGGUGACGCUUAGCGGUCUCGGGUCCGGGUUAAGCUGUGUGGCCAUUGCCGCAUUUAUGUACAUACGCGCCGGCGAACCCAAAACCCCGUCUGACACGUACAUUGCGGCGGUGCUAAUAUUGAUCUACAUCGGUGCCAACACCGGCUUUAUGACCAUGCCCGGCAUAAUGAUCGGCGAACUGCUGCCAGCCAAAAUCCGUGGCCAAAUCGCGGGCUAUCUCUUCACCAUCUUCAAUCUGCUGCUGUUUGGUGUUGCGAAAGGAUUCCCGUACGCUAAAGCAGCGCUAAAAACGCAAGGUCUGUUCCUCAUGUUUGGUGUCGCCUCGUUCGGUGCAUCGUUGCUGUUGUACCUGUUGCUGCCAGAAACUAAAGGCCGUACGUUGCACGACAUUGAAGACUACUUCCAGCAGCGCAAUUGGUUCUGGAUGAAUCGAAAGCGUGCUCCGGAAGGACCGGCCAGUGGUGGAGAAGAGGGACGACCACUGGCGGUGAGCGAGUAGUCGAAGAGGCGUGCGGCUUAGUACCAACGAUAAAUCAUUUGUAUGUGAUAUUUUACCGUACUUUGUAAGGGCCAUUCUACAUUAAUUUGGGGGAGGGAGAGCAGAAUUCCCACCCAUAGGAAGUCUGUGAACAUUCCAGCACGCUGUGUAGAGAGAGAGUAGACUAGGAAAGGUGUCCCACUUAAUGCAUUCCAGAUCCAGUACAAGAAAUAGGGGUUUAAAAAUACGAAGAAAAAAUGGUACGCAAUACAUUACCGGAUUGAAAGAAUAUACUUUUCAACUGAAGAAAGGGCCUUAAAA